This is a messenger RNA of Dreissena polymorpha, 2605 nucleotides long. Its product is annotated as protein transport protein Sec61 subunit alpha. NCBI's taxonomy places the organism in Eukaryota, Metazoa, Mollusca, Bivalvia, Myida, Dreissenidae. Gene Ontology annotation, biological process: SRP-dependent cotranslational protein targeting to membrane, translocation; post-translational protein targeting to membrane, translocation. The transcript has 12 exons. Gene Ontology annotation, molecular function: signal sequence receptor activity; ribosome binding; transmembrane protein transporter activity. Gene Ontology annotation, cellular component: Sec61 translocon complex; membrane. The record is from RefSeq and is a predicted model, not a curated record. Bases 162 to 1592 code for a protein of 476 amino acids.
AUUAAUUCAAAAGUUAAAUGUGGCUACACGUCCACUGAUCACGUGAUCGUUCCUUCAAAACCUGCACUUCCGUCUGUACACAGGCAUUAAACACACGCAGAAAUUUUGUUAUUUUCUGCUGAAUCUGAUACGUGAAGGAGUGUGAUUACCCAGCAAACGAAAUGGGGAUUAAAUUUUUAGAGUUCAUCAAGCCUUUCUGUGCAGUUCUGCCGGAGAUUUCAAAACCUGACAGAAAGAUCCAGUUUAGAGAGAAAGUGCUAUGGACAGCUAUAACUUUGUUCAUUUUCCUUGUGUGCUGCCAGAUCCCACUGUUUGGCAUAAUGUCAUCAGACUCUGCCGAUCCAUUUUAUUGGCAAAGAGUUAUUCUUGCAUCUAGCAGAGGUACUCUUAUGGAGCUUGGUAUUUCUCCAAUCGUAACAUCAGGCCUGAUCAUGCAACUACUUGCUGGAGCCAAGAUCAUUGAAGUUGGUGAUACCCCUAAGGAUAGGGCUCUCUUCAAUGGUGCCCAGAAAUUAUUUGGUAUGGUGAUAACAGUGGGACAGGCCAUUGUGUAUGUGAUGACAGGGAUGUAUGGUGACCCUUCUGACGUUGGAGCUGGUGUCUGUCUUCUUAUCAUCAUUCAGCUGUUUGUUGCGGGUCUCAUUGUGUUGCUCCUGGAUGAGCUCCUUCAGAAAGGCUAUGGUCUGGGUUCGGGUAUCUCCCUCUUCAUUGCAACCAACAUUUGUGAGACUAUCGUCUGGAAGGCAUUCAGCCCGGCAACUGUCAAUACUGGCAGAGGUACUGAGUUUGAAGGAGCAAUCAUAGCCUUGUUCCACCUGCUGGCCACCAAGCAAGACAAAGUGCGGGGAUUGAGAGAGGCUUUCUACAGGCAGAACCUUCCCAAUCUCAUGAACCUUAUGGCUACAGUCUUCGUGUUUGGCGUUGUCAUAUACUUCCAGGGAUUCCGUGUGGACCUACCCAUCAAGUCAGCGCGCUACCGUGGCCAGUACAGCUCAUACCCCAUCAAGCUCUUCUACACCUCCAACAUACCCAUCAUCCUGCAGAGUGCCCUUGUCUCAAACCUCUACGUCAUCUCUCAGAUGCUGGCAACCAAAUUCCACGGAAAUUUCUUCAUCAACUUGUUAGGAGUGUGGGCUGAUGUAAGCGGUGGUGGGCCAGCCCGUUCGUACCCUGUUGGAGGUCUAUGCUACUAUCUGUCCCCACCGGAGACCCUUUCUCAUGUCGCUGAAGACCCUAUUCAUGCCUUCCUUUACAUCGUGUUCAUGCUCGGCUCUUGCGCCUUUUUCUCCAAGACCUGGAUUGAAGUGUCUGGCUCAAGUGCCAAGGAUGUUGCUAAGCAGCUGAAGGACCAGCAGAUGGUGAUGCGAGGUCACCGUGACACGUCGAUGAUCAAGGAGCUCAACAGAUACAUCCCCACUGCUGCUGCAUUCGGUGGUCUCUGUAUAGGCGCACUCUCAGUCAUGGCCGACUUCAUGGGUGCCAUUGGCAGUGGAACUGGUAUAUUGCUCGCAGUCACUAUUAUAUAUCAAUACUUCGAGAUCUUCGUCAAGGAACAGAGCGAAAUGGGAGGAAUGAGCACACUGCUUUUCUAAAUGAUGUCACUUGAAACGUUUAGUUUAUUAAAAAAUUGCAAUUUACGAUCAGAGCAAGUCAGUUUUCAGUGAUAAUCAAGCACCAGUUUUUGUUAUGCAUGUGUUUACUUCAUGAAAAAACUGGUACAGUCUUGUGUGAGGUAUUGUACAUAGACUAUGAAAUUGAAUAAAGAAAGCAGAUUUUAUUUAUUUCGGAGAAAGGAUCCCGUUUAAACUGAAUAUUGAGGCUGCUGAAAAAAAUGGACUAGGUUUUUAUCAAUUGUUGUAAUUAUUAUUAUUGUAGAUAUUUUAUUCAUGUCAUGCCACCGUUUACAUGCAUUGUUUACAUGGACAUUUCAGCAUCAUUUAUUAUAGUAAAGUAAAAUCUACUGCAUUCAUCAUCAUUGUAUGGUGUGCGCAUUACCUGUCGAUAAGUGUUGAGAUAUCUAACUUAUUAUUGAAAUAGAUGACAACUGGAAACACGAUGUUAAACAGAGGCAAGCUGACUGUGAAACAGAUAUCUCAAAGUUGUAUCCCUUUUGAAAAUAUGUACAAGUUUUCUCCCAUCUGUUAGUGGUAAAUCAUUGUCAUCAUUCCAUUUUUUUCCAAGUGCUGAAUUAAUUAUUUACCUAUUGUAAAAAAGUUGUGUUAUGUUACAACAUAACUCACUACCAGUCAACAGUUUUGACUUAAGUCAUUGUUCUUACUUUGCCCCGGGGGAACUCCUGUCAGCUGAUCUAUUAAAACAGGUCGUAUUUAAAGGAGCAUAUUAGGGCUUAAUGUGAGGUAUUGAGUCCUGUCAAUUGUUGGAAAGUGUAAGACAUUAAAGAAUGAUGAAGACCCCGAUAUGAUUCAAUGUAUCUCAUGCUCUCAGAUUGUUUUUUGUUUUCACGGAUGUAAGUCAAUUUUGUUGUAAAUCUUACCAAAAGAUAUAGUUUCCUUAUUAAUAUUGCCAAGGUGAAAUGUGGCUCGGACAUUUUAUAUGUUAAGGAAGAAGUGGAAGGAAAAAUAAAAUAUAUUUAAAUCGUAUCAAA